Myripristis murdjan (pinecone soldierfish) is the source of this 1523-nucleotide messenger RNA. RefSeq names its product centromere protein N (gene cenpn). The coding region runs from base 142 to 1155 and encodes 337 amino acids. NCBI's taxonomy places the organism in Eukaryota, Metazoa, Chordata, Actinopteri, Holocentriformes, Holocentridae. Gene Ontology annotation, cellular component: nucleoplasm. The transcript is spliced from 10 exons. Gene Ontology annotation, biological process: chromosome segregation; CENP-A containing chromatin assembly. The record is from RefSeq and is a predicted model, not a curated record.
UUUCCUCCAGGGCGGUUUUUUUGGAAGUUGGGGCCGUUCCGAUGCUAUGAUUUAAAGUCAUAUAUCUCGACAACAAGUUCGCUUAAAUCGAAUAACUUCUUCAAACUUAACAGCUAGAUAUCGAUUACAGUUUCAGAAAGAAUGGAUGACUCUACGAAACGUUUAUUACAGCAGCUCGUCAGACGGAUACCCACACAAAUGCUGAAAACAACGCUGGAAAAGUGGGGCCGUUUGACGACGGAGCAGCAAAAGUCGCUGGACUUCACGCAGCCAAAAUGGGUGUUAACGGAAAAUCUGCUCGCCUUCUGUGAAGAAAAUGGUUGGACGACUAAACACAUCACAGAACUUGAGAUGAUUUAUGUUACUGACAGUCCAAACCAGGGGAUGUGGUAUGCCUUCCAGCUCCUAGACCCUGAAGACGAUGCCCCCUCUGUGGAGCUGACCCAGUUCAAGGAACAAUUCAAAAUUCACCUAACUGAGCUUAUCAGACAUGUAUCUAUCAAAAUAAAGAAGCACACAGAUGAGGCUGUAUGGAUUCGAAUUGCCUGGGGGGAUAGCUUCUCUCGGCCCAACCACCUGAAACCAACAUAUGUUGUUCACCACCUUCAGACUCCUUAUGUCUUUAUGUCCAGUGUUACUCGGAAGCAAAAGCCCCUGUUGUCCCAGGCCUUAGUCUUAGCCACCAGAUACACUGCCAUAAAGGAUGCUCACCUCAGUGGACGGAAGCUCACUGCCAUCAGGGAUGUGGUGAUGAAGCAAUAUCAACAGGUGUUUCCCACCAAGUAUCCAAGUCCUCUUCUGGAACAGAAUCAAACUGCAUCAAACCCACUCAUAAAAAGAGAGCAAGCUGAAUCUUCAGAGAACAGACAUCAGAUGGCCUGUGAAGCCUUUGGUUAUGGGAUGGUACCUCAACUGCAAACAGCAGUUUACAAGCUGGAGACAAAAUUCAGAGGCAUCACCAACAAGACCAUGACAGAAAGGGGUGAACCCAUCAGAUGUGUUGUCAAAUUUACAAGCACCAACCUCCUGGAAUCAUUCAGAAACUGCGCAUCUUCAGGAAUUGCCUCCACCCCUGUCACACCCCUGCUGUCAUCCAUCACUCAAAAAGGAAGGAAUUUUUUUGUCAUCACAGACAAUGGCCGUGGUCCCUCUUAACAGACACCUCAUUUGAGAAAAAGAUGUGUCAGAUGCUCAAUGUAGAAGACAUAUUGACUGUUUUCAGUUUCUCCAUGUCCAGUUCAUCCAUGGUUUAACAUUGCUCACCAUUCUGCCAGUUGAUCUGCUCACCCAGGUGACGUUAGCUGGAUGUUACAUUUGGUGCAGAUUUGAUUUUAUAUCGGUGGACUGGUGGUUGAACUGGUUUAACCUGUCUUUAAGACAUUAUUUAUGUCUCAAGUAAAUGCAGAAUGGAAGUUUUUAAUACUUUGUGAAUAUUUGUGACAUUUUACCUUUUAGCUAGGCUUAUAUAUAUAUAUAUACAUAUAUACACUUAAUAAAAUGCAUCUUUGUGAUUUUAUUCCAAA